UCUUCUGUUUCCAGUGAUCAACGGGUUUUGGGAGGAGUCUCCCCGGUGGGAAAGCCGUGCCUCACCGGAGCCGCGUCUCCUUCCUCAUUCAGCGCGCUGAUGUGUGCUCGAUGUGGCUCCGGAGGUCCACACCCCGCGUAGAGAAGCAAUUAGCCGGGCCUGGAGUCCCUGAGGCCUCGCGUCGCCUGUCCUCGCUAGUUGACAGCGGAGGGCGCACACCGGGGCUUUGGGUGGAGUUGAGGCCCGAUCCGAGGAAUACGGAAGGAGACGCGCAUCGGCGGCUUCACAGAGAAGCGCGAGACCCGUCGGCACAGAGAGGAGACGAGUACUGCAGCAAAGUGUGGAGGAACAAAGUCCUCCUCACUUAAUUCUUCUCACCUGAGGCCUGACCUUUGACCCCAACCCUCUCUCCAACCAUGGCACACCGAUCUCAGAGUUCAUCGGUGGGCGAUAACCCCCUCGACCCAAACUACCUGGUCCCUCAUUACCGCGAGGAGUACCGCCUAGCUAUUGAUGCUCUGAUAGAAAGUGACAAACAGGGUUACUUUGAGUUCCUCCAGAAUGCAGAAGUGUUCAGUUUCCUGUCACAGGGAGAAAUAGAAUUUAUCAAGUCCACAAUCCAGAUGCCCAACCAGACCUCCGAUGAUCCAGAGCUGACAUGCCACGAGGGAAGCCAGCCGGCUGAUGGCUCUUCUGAUACUUACUGGCCCAUGCAGUCUGAACUAGAUGCCCCGGGGCUGGACAUGGGCUGGCCAGUGCCGCAGCCAGGCUUCAUGGGGCCCACGGAGGUCACCACUCUAGUCAACCCCUCUGACCCAGACAUGCCCAGCAUCAAGGAGCAGGCCAGGAGACUCAUUAAGAAUGCACGCCAAGUUAUUGCCGUGGUGAUGGACACGUUCACAGAUGUUGACAUUUUUUCAGAUCUCCUGGACGCGGCAGCUCGCCACAUUGCAGUUUACAUUCUACUGGAUGAGCAGGAAGCCCAUAACUUUGUUUCUAUGGUGGAAAACUGCAAAGUCAACUUGGAUAUGCAUCCUAUGGUGCGGGUCAGGACUGUGGCAGGGGUAACCUAUUACUCCCGUACGGGGAAAUCAUUUAAGGGGCAGGUGAAGGAUCGUUUCUUACUGGCUGACUGCAAAGCUGUACUCAGUGGCAACUACAGUUUCAUGUGGUCUUUUGAGAAGAUCCACCGCUGCAUCGCCCACCUCUUCCUCGGGGAGCUAGUUGCCACCUUUGAUGAAGAGUUUCGCAUUCUCUUUGCUCAGUCCGAGCCUUUAGUCAUUGACCCAUCCAAAGCAGCACUCGCUCUCUCUGACAGCAGCAGCACCAGCAGUUACUUGGGGAACCAGUUCAGCCUGAAGAGGACCCAGUCUUUACUUAACCCCAUGUCUUUCCGCAGGCAGCCCGAGGUUUCCCCUGCCUUCCCCUAUGGAGACUCUGAUCGUAACCUGGCACUUCCUUUCCGAAGGAACGAUCCAUUCCGUCAAACCGUCGAACCUGUGACGUCAACUUUAAUUGGAAAAUAUUCCCAGCAACAGUUUCGUCCGCAGCAGUCAUACCUGGACCAGGGGAGAUCCAUAGUUUCCCGGCAAAUGGAUUUGAAUUCCUCCGCCAGCAAGAGGCACAGCUAUGCAGAGGGAACCCAGGAAAACUACUCCUCUUCAAGGCAAUACAUGAAGAACAGAGUCAUGAAUGAUCUGGAUGAGACAGAUGUUCAAAGGGAGCAGACCCAAAGUACAUAUUACCUCAACGAAGGGCCUGGGCCGGGAUCUAGCCAUGGACACUACGACAGACUUCGAGGUCGUCCUUCACAACUCUACAUUGACCAGCAUUCAGAUUCAAACUAUCGCUCAGAUCCGGAGCCUCCACCAGGAAAGUUUACCCGAAGCUACUUUUCAACUGAGGACUUGAGAGGACCGCAGGUACCUCCGUUAGCUGGGCGGUAUGGAGGAGAUUUCACCAAUAAAAGGCCGACCAUAGGUCAGCCGUAUGCCUGCCAGACUUCACCCACACAGCUCCACCCACCAGAGAAGAAACAAAACAAACACACAAAGAAGCCAUCUGAUCAAGAGCCGGAUGAAGAGGAAGCUGCCAGGGAAGGCCUGAGGAGUUGGAGGAUCCAAUCCUAUCUCAACACUUAUGAUGAGAGUGGAGAAGAAGGUCUGGCUCAACCUUUGGGGCCUGAUGCAUUUGAAGAUCUUCCACCGUCUCAGCAGCCGAGUGCCACUGAACAAUCAGCCGCCCGCUUUGGAACAAAUGAGCCACCGAAUGUUACCCCCAAACCCAGACCAGAUAUCAUGAGACCGCGGUAUGGAAAGCCUAUCUUAAAUGAGGGCAACAGUAACGAUUCUGACCCAAAAACAACAGCCAAGGAUCCGCUUCCAGUCAGUGACGUAAAGCCCUUUGCACUGGAGCAAAAAGCCAGGGAGGCUGAGAUGGAAAGGGAGAGAAUCUCAGAGAGGGUUGCAGCAAGGGAGGUGGAUGUAGAUACGGAGAUGAAGGAGAAUACAGAUAUCUUCCUGUCCAAACAUGAAUCAUUCCAUUCACGUAUUAACCCCCUCCUUCAGCGUACCUCUCGCCUGCGUUCCUCGCUUAUAUUCUCAUCUUCCAAAGGAGAGAUGCACAGCGGUAGCCUCGGCCUAAAACCAUCAACCGACCAAGACGAGGAGUUAGACACGGUGCGCACGUCCUCGAUUGUGGCCCAGAUCCUGGAGAAGAGAAGGUCCCUGUCUCGUGAGCCUUUCGAGUGGAGAAAGAAGGCUGAGGAGAAAGCGAAAGAGAAAGAAUGGGAGAAAGAGAUGGAGAAAGAAAGGGAGAAGCAGAGAGAAAGAGAGAGAGAGCUACAGCAGAAGGAAAGGGAGGUUCGAAUGAAAGAAGAGAUGAAAGAAAGAGAGAGAGAGCAACAGCAAAAGGAUAAUGAGAUUCGAAUGAAAGAAGAGAUGAAAGAAAGAGAGAGAGAGCAACAGCAGAAGGAAAGGGAGAUUCGAAUGAAAGAAGAGAUGAAAGAAAGAGAGAGAGAGCAACAGCAGAAGGAAAGGGAGAUUCGAAUGAAAGAAGAGAUGAAAGAAAGAGAGAGAGAGCAACAGCAGAAGGAAAAUGAGAUUCGAAUGAAAGAAGAGAUGAAAGAAAAAGAGAGAGAGCGACAGCAGAAGGAAAGGGAGAUUCGAAUGAAAGAUGAGAUGAACGCAAAAGAGGAACCUCCGAAAACCGACGAAGAGGUAAAGAAGAGACCAACUGCUGAGCAAUCGGAAGACGUGAACAUGAAUGACCCAUCCAACCGACUGCAGUACUUCAAAGACCUGGAAGCCAAGAGAAAUGGCUCAACCAUGGAGACAGAGUCAUCUCUAAAGGCUCCAGAGCCUGCUGAGAAAAAGCCAGACCGCUUUGAUUAUCAUCCCCAAAGCUCUACAAUCACUCCAAAGAUCCCAUCGGUCUCUGUUAGUUCAGCAGAACCUGAACCAAAGAAGACAGACAUCUCUUCAAAGCUGGCCGAGUUAACUCGUAGAUCUUCAUUUAGUUCCUCAAAACCACCCGUGAACUUCGCCAAGCCUCCUCUGAGACACGUUGAGGCCUCUCCACCUCGUAAAGAGGAAAGUACAUCUGAGAGUCAAAUAAAGGAUCUUUUCAAGUCUCUGAAGCCCCUCGCUUCUCCGAAGAUCUUCAGGAGAGAUCCGGUGAAGUUCAAAGGACUGAAUCCUCGCCGCGUCUCUUCUGGCGAGGACACUCUGACCACAGAUGCUACAGAUGCAGAGAAGAGUGAACACAAAAAGAGUCGCUCUUACAGUUCUUCAACUCUUACACAUGAAUUCAGGGACGGACUGCACAAGGGUUUGGGAUCUACUUCGUCCAUCAACACACUCGGUGAGAGCAGGGGCGAGGGUAAGACACUUGACUUUUUAAAGAAGCAGACUCAGAGGCUAAAGGGAUUCCUGGGGCCCAAGGAUAAAGAGAAGAAGUCUUGCGGAGAUGAUCGGGGCAUGAGCACGGUCCGAGAGUUCACUGAAGAUUCAAGCAGAAAGCACAGUUUUUCAUUUCGAGAUAAAGGAUCUACCACGCCAGACCAAGCUACAGGCUAUCCCAAGACGUCAACCAGCAUGUCGGGCCCAUCUCGAUACCAGAACCCGGGCAGCUCUGCUCUCUACAGCAGCAACCUACGAGAUGACACCAAGGUCAUUCUGGAGCAGAUCUCAGCCAACAGCCAGAAGAACCGACUGGAGCGAGAAGAGACCGGAGGCGACAGAGAUGGCGGGGCGAAGGGACUGGAGAGACAGAACUCCAUCAAGAGUCGAUUUCUGCAUCCGCAGACCUACGUCCAGGAGCGGGAGGGAUUACUGAAGAGGAUAGAGAGUUUGAGGAAGGAGAAGAAGGUCUACAGCCGCUUUGAGAUGGGGAAUAACUUGGGAUAACGGAAGAUGGAGGAGCCACCUUUUUAUAUGGAAACUGUUUAUGCAAGAUGAUCAAAAAGACCCAUUGACCAAAUGUGACAGCGCCGCUCUCAAAGUACCUCUGUGGCUCAACUCUGCAGCCUUUACUGGAUGUUCUCACAAAGUUAUAAAACUUGAAAGACAAUAUAUGAACAUGCUGAAAACAAAAUAAAGUAAUUGGGUCUGGAAUGUGCCUUUGUGCCAAGACCCGGUACUACUUUGACCAUGUAUGGUUACUGAGAGAAAGAACUGUGACUCCGUGUAUCCUGGCUGCACGGGUUAAUGUUCCACCAAACAGAAAAAGGUAGGGCAACACACCUAAAACUGAACUUGUAUGAACGUGAAUGAGGGAGUUGAAGAGGCUUAAAGUAAGACGGUACAUGCUGCACCUGAGGGAGAGAAAACAGAUUCAUGCCAGUUUAAAAACUUGUGAUAUAACGCUGCAUGUGUACGAUGUGUGUGUGUGUGAGAGAGAGAAUGUGAGUGUGUGAGAGUGUGUGUGUGUGAAAGUGUUUGUGAGUAAGUGUGUAUGUGAGAGUGUGUAUGUGAGUGUAUGUGAGAGAGUGUGUGUGAGUGUGUGCGUGUGUGUGCGUGUGUGUGUGGUGUCCUUGUGGAUUCGCUGUGUGCCGAUGGUCCGCCAAGGGCAUUAUUGAAGCUUGGACAAUUAUUAACCCAGAGAUGAGAGAAUGAAGAGGAAUAAAAUGAGAUGAAGGUUGAUAAAGGCAGAUAUGUGAGAUUCUAGAGAAUGAAAAAAACCCCCAGUGAAACAAAACCGUUAACGUCCAAUUCUAAUGACGAGGUGGAGUUUUGAUGCAGAGGGUCGUAAACCUUUCCAUCAAGGCGUGGACCCACUUCUCAGGGUUGAAGAUGUUAAGUAACUAUUAAGAGAGACGUUCAUGGCUCGAGGAGGCGGGUUAAACAUGUAAGUGUGAUCGCUCAUGUCUUUUGUAAUGUAAAUAAAAAACGUAAAGCACU
Messenger RNA from Pseudoliparis swirei, 5399 nucleotides. It is a transcript of the gene sack1hb, whose product is annotated as family with sequence similarity 83 member Hb. The transcript has 8 exons. Gene Ontology annotation, cellular component: keratin filament. Bases 417 to 4406 code for a protein of 1329 amino acids. NCBI's taxonomy places the organism in Eukaryota, Metazoa, Chordata, Actinopteri, Perciformes, Liparidae. The record is from RefSeq and is a predicted model, not a curated record. Gene Ontology annotation, biological process: positive regulation of cell migration; protein localization to cytoskeleton; intermediate filament cytoskeleton organization. Gene Ontology annotation, molecular function: keratin filament binding.